Molecule: messenger RNA, 7219 nt
Organism: Dromaius novaehollandiae (emu)
Lineage: Eukaryota; Metazoa; Chordata; Aves; Casuariiformes; Dromaiidae
Gene: CCDC91
Product: coiled-coil domain containing 91
Exons: 13
Coding region: 188-1474 (428 amino acids)
Biological process (GO): Golgi to lysosome transport
Cellular component (GO): trans-Golgi network
Source: RefSeq, a predicted model, not a curated record
CCCCGCCGUCUAGGGGUGGCGUGUGUGACCGGCUCGCGUGCUGGGUGGUGGGGCGCUUUGUGCAGGGGUGGUGGCAGCCUUGAGUGACAAGCGUGCGCGCCCCCUCCCCCCGGUGGAGGGUGCGUGCCUGCGUACGGGAGUGGGCGGGGGGCGCUGGAGCAAGGCGCCUGACAGUACCAGUUGAAAGAUGGAUGAUGACGACUUUGGAGGAUUUGAGGCAGCAGAGUCCUAUGAGUGUGGAAAUGGUGAAACACAGACUACAUCUCCUGCUAUUCCUUGGGCAGCAUUUCCUGCAGUAUCUGAAGUCCAUGCAUCUCAGAAUGUUUCUCCGGAUGUUCUGCUGGAGCACUCUGUGCCUUCUUCCUGCCUUGUUCCUUCUGACCCGUUCGCUUUAUCAAAUGAUAACGUGGCAACAGCUGUUCAGACAGCCAACAGUGUUUUAAACGCAGCUGUUCUUAAAGAACAGAUUCAAGAAGAUAUUCCAGUUGCCUCUUUGAAUCUAAUUGAAGACAAGUCUUUAGUCACAUCAACCAUUGCUUUGCAUGAUGCUGAGAUACAGAGAACAAAAGAAUCAAAGAAUGACCUUCAACAAACUGUUGCAAGCUUAGAAAUUAAACUUGGCACUGCUGAAGAAGAAAAAUUUAUCAUUAAAAAGGAAUUAGAAUAUUUACUGGAGAAACAUAGUAUUCUAGAAAUGGAUUUCUUGAAGGAAAAAAAGGAAAAAGGCAUUUCGCAUCAAGAUGAUUACAAGAUGCUUCAGGAAAAGCAUAAGCAGGAGUUAGAAGACAUGAGAAAAGCUGGACAUGAAGCCUUGAGUAUUAUUGUUGAAGAAUUCAAGGCGUUGCUGCAGUCUACAGUUCAACAGCAAGAAGCAGCUAUUGAAAAACAGUAUAUACUGACAAUUGAAAAACACUCUCACAAAUGUGAAGAACUUCUUAAUGCUCAGCAUCAGAGACUUCUUGACAUUUUGGAAGCAGAGAAGGAAGUGUUAUCAGAAAAGAUAGAAGAAGCUUUGCUGCAACAAUCACAAAAACAUAAGGAAGUGCUUGACAAAUGUUUGGAUGAAGAAAGGAAAAGAAGUAAGGAAGCUCUGGCAGCUGUGGCAAAGGCUGAAAAAGAAGUAGUGCAGGAGGCUGUUCUGAAAGCAGUAGAGGAGGAAAGGAGAAAUGUGGAGAAGAUUCAUGCAGAAGAAAGAAAAAUGUGGGAAGCAGAACGUGACACACACAAAGAGAAGAUUGCCCAGGCUGUUUUGGAAGCCAUGCAAGAACAAAGAAAACAUAAUCAAGAAAUUGUCAAGGAAGCAUUAAUGGAAGAGCAAAAACGUAGUCAAAAGGCAGUUGAAGAAGCUGUGAAAAGGACAAGGGAGGAACUGAUGGAAUAUAUUAAAGAACAGAAAAGGGUCUCCUGCCAUGUGGUUCCCGAAGGAAGUAGCAUUGCAGCAUUGCAGAGAACAGAAAGAGGGUGGAGCAACUAGCCCAGCAGCAUUAGAGACCAACCUCCCACGUAGUACUUUGCAAGUGUAUUGUUCUGACAACAUGCAGAGAAAUAGAUCAGUAAAUCCAUGCAGCAGAGGAUGCACCUAAUGCUGGUGAUUCAGAAACAAGGUAAACUGCCGAAUGCUGGAGCUGAGGAUUUUAUAAUAAUAGUAAAUGCAAACAAAAAAGGUAGAGAGUAUUCAGCACUGAAAUUGGACCUCCGGUAAUAGAACUUGUCUAAGUGGAUACCCACUCCAGUCAUGUCAAUGGGACCAGAAAAUCAGUGCGAGUCUCCCAGGGGUCUUUCCUCAUCUCACGGCUUGGUGAUUGUCAGCAAGAGCUAGAAGCAUAAGAAUGGGUCAGGGCAGGGAAAGAGAAAUAAAAUAGCCUAGAGAAAGAAACUGGUGUUCAGAGGUAGUGGUGAGGAAAGAAUGGACAUGGGAUGGAGCAGGCCUGCCUUCCUAAGGGUACGCUUGCUUAGGGGAGUCCCAGCAGCAUAAGAUAAGCUUGUGGCAGAAAGCUGGGUGAACUCAUCUAGCACUCAGAUGCUGAUGUCAUAAAAACAAUUUUGGCAUCCCAAGCGUUAGAAGACUAGAGAAGAGGGGAAGACAGAGUAAGGGGGGAGAGUGAGGCAGCCAAGAAAAGAGGAACCAAUAACAUUCGGAGCCAACACCAGAGAAGUCACGGAAGUCAGGACUGAACGAAACACCACACUGCAAGGGUGAGAUAAUGAGGAUCACAGACAGAGGCAGUGAGGUGAGCGAUGCAAAAAAAAAAAAAAAAAAAGCAGUGUUUAGUGAGAAAAAGUCUGGAGAAGACUAAUCAGAAAGAAAAAUGCACAUAGUGACCAUUUAGAGACAGAAAUAUGGGGUUAGAGUGGGAGUGGGAGAGGGAGAAACCAGGAGGAGAGGGUGAACUUCUGUGUAACAGUUGCUUCCACACGCACACUAUUAAAGUUGGACAGUGGUGCUGAAAAAGAUUUAAAUAGAGUUGAUUUCCUGAGCUUGUAAUGAGUCCGGGCACUUUGGGUUUGGCUGAAUCUUUUUUCCAUUUUUGGGGCUUUUUUUCCACAGGAAGAAGUAAAACAUUUUCAAACCAACUGUAGUUCUGGUCCAAAUCAGUUUUAAGGUUCUAGUUUGGGAAUAUCAAAUUCUCACAAGCCUUCUCAUUAGAUUAUGGCCCAGCAAAGAUUGAGAUAUUUCUGUAAUCUUGAUUGGGGCCCAAAAUUUCUUUCUGCUUUUGAGCCUGCUUUCCAACCAGUGCUGCUAAGGUGUGUUUGAAUCAGAAGAUUAGACUCCAAGCAGCUGUUUUUCUCUCUCCUUUGUCUUUUCUCUCCUUCCACUGUCCUAAUCCCUACCACUUGCCAAAGUUUCACUCCCUCCUGUCUCUACCUCAUUGCCAAAAAAAAGAAAAACAAAAACCUCACAGCUCACCCUCCUUUUUUUUUUUUUUUUUUUAAUAAGAUCAGAUUUUGAGGCUUUGGUUUUGACUCAUGUCUAAAUGAGGUAAAAAACACUCAGCUGUUUUUCCCAGUCUUAAAACCUGAUGUUGCUUGGGGUUUGUGGUAAAAAGGAGAUUAAUGUCCUUGUGUAUUCCCUAUAACAAACUUUUUUCUUCUUCUUCUUCUGUUGCAUUCAGUUUUUGUAUUGGUUCUGGCCACUGCUGGAGACAGCCUACUGGACGAGAUUGAUAGCUGGUAUUAAGCCAAGAUGUUUUUUCUGAUGUUCUUAAGUGUUCCUGCUAACUUCUGUUUUCUGACAUUUUCUUGGAUUGCCACGGUACAAUGCUCUCAAGCAUAAAUAAAAUUGUUUGUUUGAUUUUUUUUUUUUUCAUCUACUGUCAAAAUACUUCACAAGGUCAUCCCUCAGCUUUAAAGGCAGGAAGUGUUAGAUAAACAUGCACAUACAGAGAUACACAUUCAUUUGUGGUAGAUGUCAGAUUGAGCUAAUCAUGCAAUCUCUUUGGGAAGCUGUAGCUGAAGGCAGAAGAGAAGCUCUGCAUAUCAAAGAGUCAAAGUGAGUUGAGUAGUGACUCAGUAAGUAGUCAUUGUAAACAAAUUAAUUUGUGCCUCAGUUUACUUGACUGCAAAAAGUAUAUAAUGUGCCCCUUGAUGAUCCCUAAAGUGUUUCAAGGCUGGAACAGUAUUCUGAGAACGAACUGAUGUGCUUUCUAAUUCAGGUGACUAUUGAUAAGCAGAAUUGUGACUAUCUCCCUCGAGAAAUGAACAAAUUUGUAUUUGGAAAGUUGCCAUUCCCAACAACAGUGUGCCCAAAACAUUCUCCUUCUCUGUCAUCUCAGUUCAUUCAUAAGGGACUUUUUGUUUAUUUUCUGGAAAAUGUGAAGCACAAAACAAGCAUGAAGCAAAAUAAUUUGCUAAUGAGUGCUAAAAAAAAGUAAAACAGCCAGAAUCUUUUUUAGGAAACUUUUCCACUGUCAAAAAUUCUGCACCUUCUUUUUAUGGGGGUAGGUAAAAAGGAAGGAGUUUGGCGGAAGGGGGUGUUAAGUUCUACGUAGAUGUAAUGAUUAAAUGCCAGCUUUGUGUCUUUUUUUUUUUUUUUUUUUGGCCUGCUAGGAGCUAUGUACCAUGGAGAUAUAUAAACAAGAAGUGAUCAAUUAUUCAUGCAAAAAAGAGGUUUCAUGAAUCACAGGAAAACGGUAAAUUAUGUGGAAAAGCACAUUUCACACUCUAUUCAGGAUAUAAUUAUGACAACUAAAAAUGGUUAUCAUAACUAUGCAGAUUCUUUUUAGUAAGAUUUGAGUAUGGGUGGGAGAAAGGGUUGUGAUAGGAUAAGAUCUGCAAUAAAACCUUUCUGUUGUUUUUCAGGAGCAAAAACACUACCUUAGCUGCCUGCUCCAGUGUGCCUCAUUGAAGUAUGUGCCAAGUGUGUAAAUGCAACCCUGGAGGACCUGGCAAGCCUGCAGGAGGUCAGGCCCUGAAGCGCAUGUUGUUUGUUAGCAGCAGCUCUUGCAGAACACUGAGGGUGGGAGCAGUGCCCACAGUUAGCAGAAGAUGAAGUAACUAUUAAAUCAAUGCAGCAUCUCUGUCCACAAGUGUGUUUUUGCUUCUUUGGUGGUAUGUUUUAAGGGACGAUUUUUUUCAAGUAUAGCAGAGGAAUAUACUACUAGAAGGCAACCUGCAGUGUUUGGAUUGUUCCUCACUUCAGAGAUAUACGUUCCAGCCUCCUGCACUGAACUCUGCUGGCAUUAACUCCUUCUCACUCUUUUAGCCUGAUCCUGCGAUUGCCUCUGCCUGAGGACAGAUUUGUACUACAGUCCCAUUGACUUCACAUGGUGCACAUAUUCACUAGCUCUAGAGAAGGCUCUAGGACUGGGAAGCUAAUGCUAGCAGAAAGCUUUUAGGUAGCAAAUUAGUACUUUCUUUUGCUUUUGAUAAAAUCGCAUCAGUCAAAACCGGUAUUUACUUUCAUUGCCCAGUUCUGCAUGGUUUCAUGAGCUACAUUCUAUAGAAAGCUAUCAUAUAUUUCUUUCCAUGUAUGCAUUUGGCUAAUAAUGGCACAUAGUCACAUCAGACUCUGUAGCAGAGAACAUACCAUCUCUUACGUCGUCAAACUGUUUGGUUCUCAGGCACUUUGCCAGUUCAUAGCAUUCUGCUAGCCACGGAGAUUGCUAUGCUUGUCUGAAAUGCUUUGUUACAGAAGCCUCUUUGAGAAACAUUUUCUGUCUGCUGAUUGGAAAGUCAAGUGGUGACUGUGAUACAACAGAGUUCAUGGUUCUGAAAGUGUCACUCCACUGACCUAAUAGGGAAAACUGGAACACUGUAGCAAGGGCUUUAAUAAAGCCUUUCCAUUGGCAUCUAGUACCCAUGAGAAUGAGCAUGUAAGACUUGAGUUACCAUUAUUUUACAUGAAAUGAUGAAGAGAAGGGGAAUGACUUUAGUUUUAAAUCAGAAUGUCAGGACAAGUGACUUAGUAACAUCAAGUUUCUGGACUGGGGAGCCCCUCAUAGUGAAAAAUUCACGUGCAGAAAUCAAGGCACAGAGAACUAUAUGUAGAAAGGAUAGUCAGAAAGCUGCCAAAGUUCAUGGGCCCUGCUUUCAAGGUGCUUUCAGUGGCUGCACUUUUUUCUCAUUGCUUUGUGCACUGGAUGACCAGCCAUGAUUUUGAACAGUAGGGUUAAAGUUGCUCCUAUCAAAGGAAAUGAAUUGACAGUUCUCAACAGAUGUGUUUUCUAGCUACUUUUCCCAGGAUCAAAUGAUUCUACAAGGUGCCAGUGACUGAAGAAGCAGGCUCCUGAUGUGACCUCCUUUGGACUGAGAUUAAGUGAUGAGAAGGAGCUAGAAGAGGGCUGGCUUGUGCUAGAUGGGAGGAGCUUUGCUGCUGAAAAUAUUUCUCACAUUAGUGGUGCCGACUGCUACAUCAUGUCACAAGUAGGGUGAAAAGGAGCCAAGAUGUCCACUGGUCCCUGCUAUACUUUUUGUUCACUAUCAUCAUUCAUCAGGUGCUGUGUCACAUAUAAUAUUUUCCAUCUGUUUUUGGCCAUAUGGUCUGGUACUGCUCAACAGCAGAAACCUGUUGAUUCUGGACUGCUGGCUACUACUGGCUGGCACACCUAACUGUAGGGUGACUUAACUGUGGUGGAAGACAGACAGAAUUGUUUCCAGUGUACACCUAAGGAGGCCCUCUCCAUAAAGCAAACAUUGAUUUUGGAGGGGUAUUUUUUUUUCUACCUGUCUGCUGCCAGCAGGCAGUAAAUAGGAUCCCUAUACUUUUCCCUGUUAAUGCUUACUUGCAUUGAAAUUCAUCAGCAGCCUUUAAGCCAAUAGAAGUUUCUGACCAUUGCACACUCUUAAGAACAAAGGAGGCCCAUACCCAUUGUUAUGGACCACUUAAAAUGAGCUAAGGCACUGGAGACAACACCGAAGUCCAUGGGUGGCCGAUGACUGUGGGUUCACUGGGUUCAUCCUGCUUUAUGGACUAACUCCCACUGUUAUAAAUCAUGAACGUAUGAAUUUCUUCCUGGAGCAACUUGUUUUCUUGGGGUUUUUUUGGAAACUUUCAGUAACUGCACUGACCACAGUCUCUGCUGCUGAACUUGCCGUAACUGAGGAUCGCUCAUGAAUGUUUACUCUUAACAGUGUGUGAUUUCCCGUUGUAAUUUCUGAAUCACAUUCUGAAUGGCCAUGCUGAUACUAAAGUGUCAUAAAUACACUUCUAGAUAAAAUACUGGUAUCUCAGACAUGACCAACCUCUCUAGAGUCAGCAUGCCACAGGUCUGAGGCACCCCCAGCCUGAAACAGACCUGGACAUCCUGCCCCCUGCCAACACCAAUUUUGCUUAAGAGCACCAAAAUAUUUAAGAUGGAAAACAAUCUAUUUUUAGAACAAUCAAGCAGUCACUCAGGAUAUUAUUUAUGUUUAAAUUAAAACCAGCUUUUAGGCCUUCAGCUUGUCCAAAAAGCUAAUGUUAUUUAAGGAGGAGAAAAUGUUUGCAAUGAUCUAAACAAUUAUUUGAACCUGGUAUUAUGCACUGGGAGGAAACAGCAGCAUCCUGCAAUGGCUUCUCCCUUUAAAAAGUUGGAGGAAAAAAAUGGUUAAAUGUGCUAUCCAUUUAUUCAAAAAUGGCUACCAGGACACGGUUUACAGAAGUCACAUGUUCUUUGUGGCAGAGCAAUAGUUAAAGGAUUGCUUGGGCUGAGUCAAAUGCCUAGUGGUGCCUGUUUGGAACAUUUUCCUUUGAGUCACUUUGUUUGAAAUGUAAUAAAUGGCUGGUCGAUCUGUUGUUAGA